Molecule: messenger RNA, 918 nt
Organism: Opisthorchis viverrini
Lineage: Eukaryota; Metazoa; Platyhelminthes; Trematoda; Opisthorchiida; Opisthorchiidae
Exons: 8
Source: RefSeq, a predicted model, not a curated record
UCACAAGAAGACACGACCUUGAAGGAUCGUUUGAACGACCUGGAGAGAAAGCUCGCUAACCUGGAGAAACAGCAGAUUCGCUGCCCUGAUCCAGACCUUUUGUCCACUCUCCGAAAGCUUGGUUUCGUCGCCUCCGGAUAUGAUAAUGUUCUUGAGCGGAUCGAUCGUCUUGAAGAACUGAUGGCACUAAAACUUACACGCGACGAUCUGGAGGCCCUCGGUUUUUCGCCGGCACUGCUUAAGCGAAUAGAUGACCUUGAAGCGAUGUCGAAAGAAUUACAGAAAGAACGAGAGAAGCUGUCAACCAACAGUAAACAGAUGCCUGUGCCAAUGAAGACUGAGGCAUCACUACCUCUCAUUGCGCAUGUCGUCCCGUCGGACAAGAGACCACCACGGGAGUAUCGGAAAAACGAAGACUUGAACGACAACAUAGUAAAUAAUAAGCCGAUCGAAAAACAGAUCCCCGCCGCCUCCGGUGCAGACUCGGUUCUGUUUGCGGAAGGCGGACUUCAAGAGAACAAGAAGCUCAUUAAAAACCUUCAGGAGAAUCUGAAUACACUCCGUGAACAAAUCGCUCGGAUAGCAGGAUUGACGAGUGACCUUCAGACGGAAACGAAGGAAAUUCGCGUAGACUGUAAGCUUCGAGCACGCCAGAGUGUGGCGCACACAAAACGCGGUCUUACCAGUUGGGUUGAUAAGGCAGCUCGUAUUUGCUCUUCUGAUUCACAGGACCUCCAUCAACUCAUCAAAGAUUUGGACACACGUAAGGCUGACUACGACUAUGUUGACGCCCAACUGCUCAAGGUAAGUGGUCGAUUCCAGUAUUAUUCCAUCAUACGAAAUCCUUCACCUUCAUCUACACUGCUUGUGAUCAAAGCAGACAUCAUCCAAUGCAUCUUCUGCGAAGAAUUCUAUUAG